Messenger RNA from Vigna unguiculata (cowpea), 2454 nucleotides. Its product is annotated as LEAF RUST 10 DISEASE-RESISTANCE LOCUS RECEPTOR-LIKE PROTEIN KINASE-like 2.5. Gene Ontology annotation, molecular function: ATP binding; protein kinase activity; polysaccharide binding. Lineage: Eukaryota; Viridiplantae; Streptophyta; Magnoliopsida; Fabales; Fabaceae. The record is from RefSeq and is a predicted model, not a curated record. Gene Ontology annotation, biological process: protein phosphorylation.
UGAAUUAUUGAACUAAGAUGUGUUCCAGUUACAGGACCAGAGGAGGUAAACAAUGGUGUUCUUAUCUUCCUUUUGGUGCUCUGCACAAUCAGUGAUUGCCCGUGUGGCUAUCAUUAUUGUGCUAUUUCAGCAAACACACGGUGCUCAGGAUCAUCCAUUCUGUGCUCCUUCUUCGUGUGGAAAAAUUCGCAACAUAACAUAUCCUUUCCGACUCAAAGGCGAUUCACCUGGUUGCGGCCUUGCAAGGUACGAAUUAGAUUGCGUGAAGAAUGUGACAGUGUUCACCUUGUUUUCAGGGAAAUACCAUGUGCAGAAUAUCGAUUACGAGACAUACAAAAUCCAAUUAACUGAUGCAGGUGUUGUGGAGGACACUGUUUGCUCCAUUCCUCGCUAUUUCUUGUUUUCAAAGAGCUUCACUUACAUUGGGGGUCCUGACAAUUACGCCACUGAUCCACUAACUUUCUGGAAUGGGGAUGGGGUUUCUAGUUUUCCUCCGUAUGUAGCGUUUCUAAACUGCUCUGAUCCAGUGACUGAUGAUACUCGAUACGUGGAAGUGAAUGGCACGCUUUGUGAUUCUGGAGGCCAUGUCUAUGCUGUUCUUUAUUCCAACCAUGGUGAAUUCAAAACGAUGGACAUCAAGGUUGGGUGCCGUUUAAUGGUUGCUACUUUUGCAAAUUGGAACAAUGGCAACAACGUUUCCGUUUCCUAUGUUGAUAUCCACGAGUGGCUGCAUAAUGGGUUUUGGUUGUCUUGGGCACUAGUUAAGUGUAUAGAUCAAUGUGGAAAGGGUGUGGGAUGCUUCAUCAAUCAAACUACACAUAGAAUCGGAUGUUAUCAGAACUACUGCCAUGUUAUGCAGUUUGACUUUGGAAAAGGAAAGUGCGGCAUUCAGCACCGGAUUUUUGGAUACGUAGUUGGAAUUCCUAUCUAUACAGCACGUUUUCUUGAAUUCGCCAUAAUGGGACUAAUCUAUAGAAUAACACGUUUACAUGUCUUUUCAAAAUGGCAAGUGGAUGGAGAUCUCAUUUUAGUAGCCCCUAUUCCAAUAUUUGUGGUAGCCAGGUUUCUAUUUGGAGUUGCCCUUUUGCUUGGAUUAUUUAUCCAAAUGUGGCGACGUAGGCAUUGCUCAAUGUAUGAGAACAUUGAAACGUUUUUGCUACAAAACAAUCUAAAUCCUAUUAGGUACGGAUAUAGAGAAAUUAAGAAGAUGAGCAGAGAUUUCAAAGUUAAAUUGGGUGAAGGAGGUUUCGGAUCUGUAUACAAAGGAAAACUUCAAAAUGGGCCAGAAAUAGCCAUAAAGAUGUUGAAAAAAUCAAAAGCUGAUGGAGAAGAGUUUAUUAAUGAAGUGGCUAGUAUUGGAAGAAUACAUCAUGUAAAUGUGGUACAUCUUAUUGGAUAUUGUGCUGAAGGAGAAAACCGUGCCUUGGUUUAUGAAUACAUGAGAAAUGGUUCAUUGGAUAAAUACAUCUUCUCCAAGGAUGAAAGUAUCCCUUUAAGUUACGAGAAAACAUACGAAAUAUCUCUUGGCAUAGCUCGUGGGAUUGCUUAUCUUCAUCAAGGGUGUGAUGUGCAAAUUCUACAUUUUGAUAUUAAGCCUCAUAAUAUUCUUCUAGAUGAUAACUUCGUUCCAAAGGUUUCAGAUUUCGGACUUGCAAAGUUGUAUCGUGUCAAAGAUACGUCUAUUGCUUUAACUAAAGCUAGAGGAACUUUGGGUUACAUGGCUCCAGAACUAUUCUACAAUAAUAUUGGUGGAGUAUCAAAUAAGGCCGAUGUCUAUAGUUUUGGAAUGCUUUUGAUGGAAAUGGUAAGUAGGAGAAGGAACUCAAAUCCUCAUGCAGAACAUUCAAGCAAACAAUACUUCCCCUUUUGGGUCUAUGAUCAAAUUAAAGAUGAAAAAGAUACUCAAAUAGAAGAUGCCUCAGAAGAGGAUAAGAUUUUGGUGAAAAAAAUGUAUGUAGUUGCUCUCUGGUGUAUACAAUUGAAACCAAAUGACCGUCCUUCAAUUAAAAGAGUUGUGGAUAUGUUGGAAGAAAGAGCUGAAAGUCUUGAAAUGCCUCCUAAGCCUGUUUAUUAUCCCCAUGAAACAAUUGGACAUGAUGGUGGAGAGAAUUCAAACCAAACAUCAUCGAGUGGUUCAACCAGUUCUAGCAAAAGUCUUGGCGCAACCAACACUAAUCAUCCAUGGCAGAGCAAUGCUUAACAGACGAAGGUUAACAUUUCACAUUAAGUAUGCAGAGGAUCGCAAGAAAAUUGCUUAGAAAGGUUUCUAAUUUGAAAGUGGUUGCAAUUAUAUUUGUUAUUGCCUGGUAUAUAUACAUCAUAGUCAGAUAAAGGAAGUUUUAUUGGAUUGGAGAUAAAAUCAUGCUUAUUAUUACCAAAUUUAUCUUUGCAUACAAGUGUUUGGUUUUGGCAUUCUGUGCAGGAAAAGGUUUAGAACUCUUGGGUUCAGGUUUA